AAGCAAUAAAGCAUUACAAAGAGGCAAUCGAAAUAUAUGAAAAGCAUCUAUUUGAUGAGGAACAGUAUCAAUUCAAUGUGAUAAAAUGUUAUUCACAAUGUCACUCUAAUAUUGGGGAAAUUUCGCUAACAAAUGAUUAUGGUACAUCAACAGAAGAUUAUGAGAAAGCAAUAAAAAUAAUGGAAAGUGAUUCGUCUUUCUUUGAACACUGUUUUAUAGGUUUUUAUUAUCAUAUAAUUGCAGUAAGCUGUAGUAUAAAAUCUAACUAUGAUUUAAGCUUAAAAUAUUACAAAAAUUGUUUGGAUUUCUACGAAAUACAUGGAAAUACAAAUGUUGAAUGUAAUCAUAUAAAUGAUAUUUCGUCGUGUCUUAUUGGAUUGAGUGACGUAUACGUAAGAAAAGAAGAAUCUAAACUUGCUUCUGACACACUGGAAAAAGUUCGACGUAUGUCACCCGAGGGUAACCUUUUACUUGCCUACAACUAUUACACGCUGGGAUUAUCUUACAUGAAUAAAAAACAUGAUGAAAGGGCAAUUGAAACUUUCAAAACAUCUAUUGAAAUUUACGAAAAACAUCUGUGUGACACAGAUUCAUCUCAGUCUUCUGAUAGAGAUAAUUACAACUCGUGUCUUUCUACUCUUGCUGCAAUCUAUUUGAAUCAAAAUAAAGACGAUGAUGUUCUUCAUCUUAAAACGAGAGCAUUAACUACUGACAAAAAGACAUGUCAUUUAACAGAGAAAGAAAAAGAAGCAAAAUGGUAUUAUAAUCUCGGAUAUGCACUUGUAGCUACGAGUCCUGAUAAAGCACUUGAAUUUAUCAAUAAAUCAUUAGAAAUUCGACUAGAAAUUUUACCAGAAGAUCAUGCUACAAUUGGAUUUUGUCAUCAUGACAUUGGUCGGGCUUACCAGAACAAAUCUAUGUUUGAUGAAGCAAUAAAACAUUACAAAGAGUCAAUCGAAAUAUAUGAAAAGCAUUUGUUGGAUGAAGAAGAAUAUCAGUUCAAUAUAACAGAACGUUACAGACGAUGUCAUUCUAAUAUUGCUGAAAUUUAUACAAAGCAAGAUGAUUAUGAUAGUGCAUUUAAUUUCAAAAUGAAAGCAUUAACUAUUGACAAAAAGACAUGUCAUUUAACAGAGAAAAAAAAAGAAGGACAAUGUUAUUAUGAUCUUGGUUGCCAACUUGCAGCUACCAUUCCUGACAAAGCACUUGAAUUUAUCAAUAAAUCAUUAGAAAUUCGACUAGAAAUUUUACCAGAAGAUCAUGCUACAAUUGGAUUUUGUCAUCAUGACAUUGGUCGGGCUUACCAGAACAAAUCUAUGUUUGAUGAAGCAAUAAAACAUUACAAAGAGUCAAUCGAAAUAUAUGAAAAGCAUUUGUUGGAUGAAGAAGAAUAUCAGUUCAAUAUAACAGAACGUUACAGACGAUGUCAUUCUAAUAUUGCUGAAAUUUAUACAAAGCAAAAUAAUUAUGAUGAGAUAUUAUAUUUUAAAAUGAAAGCAUUAAGCAUUGACGAAAAGACAUGUUAUUUAACAGAGAAAGAAAAAGAAACACAAUGUUAUUAUGAUCUCGGAUAUACACUUGUAGCUACAAAUCCUGAUAAAGCACUUGAAUUUACCAAUAAAUCAUUAGAAAUUCGACUAGAAAUUUUACCAGAAGAUCAUGCUACAAUUGGAUUUUGUCAUCAAAAUAUUGGUGCUGCUUAUGAAAACAAAUCUAUGUACAAUGAAGCUAUUGAAUAUGCAAUUAAAUCACUUGAAAUUAGAGAUAAAAUCUUACCUUUGAUAUGUAUAGAAACAGCAGCAUCACACAGUACAUUAGCAUUAGUUUAUUCAAAACACCAAUUAGACCAAUCCGAAAAAUGUAAUGAACAUUGUGUGAAAGCUUUAGAAAUAUCUAAACAGAGCUAA
Rotaria sordida is the source of this 1907-nucleotide messenger RNA. The record is from the annotation of a GenBank genome assembly. Lineage: Eukaryota; Metazoa; Rotifera; Eurotatoria; Philodinida; Philodinidae.